Molecule: messenger RNA, 4142 nt
Organism: Scylla paramamosain (green mud crab)
Lineage: Eukaryota; Metazoa; Arthropoda; Malacostraca; Decapoda; Portunidae
Product: transient-receptor-potential-like protein
Biological process (GO): calcium ion transmembrane transport; regulation of cytosolic calcium ion concentration; single fertilization
Cellular component (GO): cation channel complex; plasma membrane
Molecular function (GO): store-operated calcium channel activity; protein binding; inositol 1,4,5 trisphosphate binding
Source: RefSeq, a predicted model, not a curated record
UCAAAGGUGUUUUCAUGAUUCUAAUAAUAAUCUAACAAGAAAUCCUGUAUCUUUAAUGACAAACACAUGUGAGAAUCCGGCUAAUGAUCUUUGUGGCUUAUAAAAACAGCGUUGGUGAGAAAACAAUGUGUUUGGGAAUACGAACUUCCACCAAGGAGGGAAGUGCAACAUCAGAAAUAAAAGGAAACAUACGUGUUUUUUUUGUUUUUUUUUACUUUUCUACUCGAACAACAACAAAAAGUUCCUCCACGUGUGCCGCAGGGAUUACUGUUCGUUAAUUAAGAUUUUCACGUACAAAAAAACAAACUCAGGUGCGUUUUAUCGACCGGAUAAUGAGGCGGACAGGCAGAGGAGGAAGGAGGAGGAGGAGGACGGUCCACGUGUGUGUGUGUGUAUGUGUGUGUCUGUGUGUGUGUGUGUGUGUGUGUGUGUGUGUGUGUGUGUGUGUGUGUGUGUGUGUGUGUGUGUGUGUAGGUGAAGUGGAGGGAAGCUGUGAAGAAGUGGAGGGAAGGAAUACUCGUAUCUGAUUGGAGGAGGAGGAGGAGGAGGAGAAAGAAAAGGAGAAGGAGAAGGAGAAGGAGAAGGAGGAGGAGGAGGAGGAGUUGGUGGUGGAAAGAAGAGUUAGGUGGGGCCUUGGCGGUGGUCUUGUCUCGCCACUCAUCUGACGAACCCGUAAUCGAUACAGAGACAUGACAGGAUAAGCCCCGCCAUCACACGUCUCCCCGGAGUGACCCUCGCCAGGCGUUUGCUGAAACACACAGUGAAACGGACACAGAAGGACACAGAGACAGCAAAACACAGACUCUAAGGGAAGUGCAGUUGCUGGAGGAGACAUGAACUCUCCCUCCAGCGCCCACCUGAGCACCGCCCAUGAGGGGAGGCAGCAGGACAGAUAAUAGCAGUGGUGAGAGUGUUGCAUCGCCUCGUGUGUGCCUCCGGGCCGCAACGCCGCCAUCAUGCCGGCUAUCCGCGGCGUGGAGGCUGACGUGGAGGAGAUCAAGCUGAAGGACAACUGCAACAACUCAAGGGCAAACUCCAUCGCUCGAGCCCUCAAGAAGAAAAUCUCGCUAACGCGCCUCACUUCUCGCACUUCGCUGGUGGCGGACCGCGAGGACCGUGAGCGUGAGCGGCGCCCUUCGCGAGAACGCUACCCAACAUUCACGAUCGAAGAUUGGGAGGAGGGCGAGCACAACGGGGCCUUCAAGGAAGACAUGCUCUUCAAGGAUGACUUUAAGGGCGAGGAUAAGAGUGAGGGGGAUGUGGACACUGACAUCGGGGACGACCCUGACGGGGAGGGCACGUCCCUGGUGGACAACGAGGACAUCCGCUCCGUGUCCUCCAGCAAGAGGGCGAGUCAGCUGAGCGUGGACCACUCCAUGGUGCGCUGCGGCAGGGCUAAGUUCUUCAAGCGGCUGUCCGUGUGCGACCUCAAGGACGGCCACAUGAUGGACCCCAAGGAGCGUGUGUUCCUGGAGGCUGCGGAGCGCGGCGAUAAGCACACGAUGAUGCGCUGCCUCUCGCCGCCCUCAGCUGUCAACGUCAACUGCACCGACAUCCUGGGCCGCUCCGCCAUCCAGAUCGCCGUGGACAAUGAGAACGUGGAGAUCGUGGAACUUCUGCUUUUACAGGAGAACGUGAAGAUAGGGGAUGCGCUGCUGUACGCCAUCACGGAGGGUGUGUAUAAGAUUGUAGAGAUGUUGAUCAACCACCCAAGCAUCACCCCUGAAAUGCUCGCCAACGACUGGGUCAAGGUGAGGGCAGGGGGCGAGGAAUCGAGUGACUUCGACCCAAACAUCUCGCCUAUCAUUCUCGCCGCGCACUGCAACCAGUUCGAGAUCCUACAGCUCUUUUUGUCACGAGGCGCCUACAUCGACAAGCCCCACCCGCUCUCCUGCUCCUGCCGCCAGUGCACAGAAUGUUUCCACGCAGACUCCUUGCGGUACUCCCUCCGCCGCAUCCACACCUACCGCGCCCUCGCCUCCCCUGCCUGGAUAUCCCUCACCACCGAGGACCCCAUACUGGCAGCCUUUAAAUUAUAGUGGGAGCUGGAGAGGCUGGCCAGAGUGGAGAAUGAGUUCAAGGACACAUAUCUGGAGCUGAGCGAGCAAUGUAAGAAGUAUACCUGCGAGCUGCUCCACCAAUGCCGCUCCACGCAGGAGGUGAUCGCCGUGCUGAACAGAAGGAGUGAGGAAGACUCGGACAAUGACGACGAUGACGACCCACAGCAGCUGAAGCUCUCGAGGCUCAAGCUAGCCCUCAAGUACGACCAAAAGCAGUUCGUGGCCCACCCCAAUUGCCAGCAAUUACUGACGUCCGUGUGGCAUGAAGGUCUUCCAAUAUGGCGGAGGAGGAAUGCGGUGGUGAAGAUCCUGCUGUGUUUCUCCAUCAUCAUCUGCAUGCCACUCAUCGCCAUCAUCUACCUCAUCUUCCCUCGCACGCGCCUCGGCAGGGUCAUCAGAUCACCAUUCAUGAAGUUCAUCUACCACAGCGCCUCCUUCGGGCUGUCCUGGGUGUUGCUGGUGCUCGCCUCGACGCGCACGGAGGGCAGCGAGAGGCACCGCAGGAACGUGAGAGGGCCGGCGCCGACCUUCGUGGAGUGGCUCAUUUUCUUCUGGGUCCCGGGCAUGGUGUGGGCAGAGUGUAAGCAGCUUUGGGAGGAAGGACUAACGGCGUACAUAAGACAGUGGUGGAAUUGGCUGGACUUCAUCAUGUUAUCCCUUUACCUUUGUACCUUCAGUCUGAGAGCCGUGGCAUUCGUCCAAAUCACCACCAACAAAUAUGGUCCCAGGGAGGUGCCUCGAGCGCAGUGGCCCGCCAAUGACCCAACGCUCAUCGCUGAAGGGGUGUUCGCCGUAGCCAAUGUGUUCUCCUUCGCCCGGAUAAUCUACCUGUUUCAGACCAAUCCUCACCUGGGUCCUCUGCAGAUCUCCCUCGGCUGCAUGAUUAUAGACAUCGCCAAGUUCCUGUUCAUCUUCUUCUUGGUCUUGACAAGUUUCGCCUGCGGCUUAAACCAGCUCUAUUGGUACUACGACUCCCCCGCCGCCUCCUGUAACGCCACCUCGGGGGACUACGCCUGCCACACGGGAUCGGACGCCUUCAACACCGGCGCGGGGGAGAGCACGGGAGAGUACAGGGGCGGCUUCCAGACGAUCGACCAGUCAUACACGUCGCUGCUGUGGUCGAUGUUCGGAGUGAUCCCCCUCAGGCAGCUGUCAGCCCAGAGUGACCACGUCUUCACGGACUUCAUCGGCCACGCGCUGCUGGGAGCCUACCUCAUCAUGGCCAUCACAGUCAUGGUCAACAUGCUCAUAGCUAUGAUGAGUCGUUCUUUUCAGAUCGUCGAGCUACGCUGUUCUGGUCGCUGUUUCGGUAUCAGUUCUCCCAAGAGCACUGACCUUGAGGAGGAGCACGUGUUUAUAGAGACCGUGGGCCAGGGUCUCUUCAUGGCCUACCACGUCAUGUCCAUCAUUGUCCUCAUAAACAUGCUCAUUGCUAUGAUGUCCAACAGUUUCCAGCAGAUUGAGGAUCACGCCGAUCAGGAAUGGAAGUUUGCGCGUUCGAAGCUUUGGAUGAGCUAUUUCGAUCCCGGUUCUACUCUGCCGGCCGCCCUUCAACACAUCAUCAUCAGCCCCAAGUCAAUCUUCUAUCUGAUGCGGAACGUCAAAAACUGCAUGCAGUUUAUAUCUGCUUUAGGAGAGGGAGGACGCGGCCGGACAAGAGGAACUUCGGCAUGGAGAAAGGUGCCUUGCAGGUCAGCCCGAGUACCUGCCGAAGCACUCUGCACUUUUUAUUCACGAUGUGUUCUCGGCGGGCAGCCAGGCACCUCGUCCGGGCAAACACAGCAGGUACGCAGAGGUGAUGCGGCGGCUGGUGUCCCGCUACAUCCACCAGACAAGAGAAGCAAGCACCGCCAGGACGGGGUCAACGAGGAUGACCUCCUGGAGAUCAAGCAGGACAUCUCGAGUCUCAGAUAUGAGCUGCGGGAGGACAGAAAGCGGGAGACAGCGAGGGCGUACGGCCAGAUGGACUCCAUAAAAAAGGACAUCCUGCGCCUCCUCAAGCAGAGCGGUGCGGGUAGGCAGUCGAGGGCGGGAGGCGGAGAGCGGAGGGACGGCGGGUGCGGCCUCAGGCAACCCCAGUAG